AUGAAUACAUUGUCAGAAUAUAAAAGAAUAAAACAAGCUGUUUUCGAUAAGAAUAAAUUUAACUUGAAAAAAAAAUAUAUACAAAAUGAAAAAGUACGAAAUAAUACUGUGGAAAAUGCUUAUAAUAACCACUAUUUAUAUGAGGUUUCCAAAAAUAAUUAUAGAGAAAACCCCAAUAAGGUGCAUAAAAAUACUGUGAUAGAUUCGAGGAAUGAAUUAUUCGACCCUGUUUUCAAAGGCUAUAAUAAUUUUAGUAAAGAAAAUACAAGCAGCAUAGAAAGAUUGGCAAACUUAAGAUGUACGAAUGAGUCCAAUAAAAGUGAAUAUGAAAAGAAUGAAAGAAGUGGAAGAAGUGAAGGAAAUAUCAAACAGGGCUAUCAAUUAGCCGAUGAGGAAUAUUUGGAUUUUUCGGCACAACAUCGGAGUAAUGAGAAAAAUACUACUGGAAUUGUGAAAUAUGAAUACUGUUAUAUAUGCGAAACAGCGAAACCAUGUUUUUGCGUAGAUGAAAAUUACGACAAUGAUAAAGAAAUUCCUGAUUGGCAUAACACAAAUAUAAAAUCAAAUGUUCACUUGAAUUUAAAAGACAUAUCAUUUAUAAUGGAAAAAAUUCAGUCUACCAAAAAAAAACAAGAAGAGCCACCAGUUAAUAAGAAGAAAAAUAAUUUAGCAAAUAAUUUUUCUGGGAAAAAGAAAAGUGAAAAAAAAAAACCUAAGAAAAUUUUGAGCAUUUAUGAAAGAUUCCAUCGUGAUAAAAUACAAAUUGUCAAGGAUAAAUUAUCUAACUUACGAAAUGGGAAAGAACUAUUAGAUGAAGAAGUUUAUAUGGAUUAUAAAUCUAUAAGUGAUUAUGAAAAGGAUGAGAAUUUUAUGAAAGAUAGAAUGGAAGCUCUAAAAAAUAUGGAAAAAAAACAUUUAGAGUUGUUAUCAGCAUUGCUAUAUGAACACAAAGAAAUGGGAGACCAAAUUUUAUAA
Messenger RNA from Plasmodium yoelii, 975 nucleotides. RefSeq names its product conserved Plasmodium protein, unknown function. Lineage: Eukaryota; Apicomplexa; Aconoidasida; Haemosporida; Plasmodiidae. Bases 1 to 975 code for a protein of 324 amino acids. The transcript has 11 exons. The record is from RefSeq and is a predicted model, not a curated record.